AUGGAGGGCGGCGACUCGUCCGGCGCUGGCGCCGGCGGUGCCGUGGCCGCGGCGGCCAAGUGGCGGAGCGACGCGUCGCGGGCGUUCCAGUACUACCUGGACCGCUCGACGCCUCACGCCACGGGGCGGUGGCUCGGCACGCUCGCCGCCGCGGCCAUCUACGCGCUGCGGGUCUACAUGGUGCAGGGCUUCUACAUCGUCACCUACGGGCUCGGGAUCUACCUCCUCAACCUCCUCAUCGGUUUCCUCUCCCCCAUGGUCGACCCCGAGCUCGACCCCUCCGCCGCCGCCGAGGGGCCGGCGCUGCCCACCCGGGGCUCUGACGAGUUCAAGCCCUUCAUCAGGCGCCUCCCCGAGUUCAAGUUCUGGUCUGAUCUCUUGUCCUCGCCCCCAGAUCUGUCUCUCCGCCUCGCCAGAUCCGUCUGGCCUUCUUAG
Molecule: messenger RNA, 435 nt
Organism: Miscanthus lutarioriparius
Lineage: Eukaryota; Viridiplantae; Streptophyta; Magnoliopsida; Poales; Poaceae
Source: the annotation of a GenBank genome assembly